CCUCUGCACUCCUUUUCAGCUGGGCACCUCUGAGGACCUGGACCAGGCCAAGGGACAAGCAGGGCCCUGGCUGUUUUGUUUCCUCCACCCGCGGGAGUCAGGAUCAUCUCUGGGCCAUGAGUCUGUUCCUACUCCUGGUUUUUGUCUCUGUCAUUCCCGUUGCUGUGCAGCUAUUGGACACUAGGCAGUUUUUAAUCUACAAUGAGGAUCACAAGCGCUGUGUGGAAGCAAUAAAUCCCAGUGCAGUCCAAACUGCAGUUUGCAACCCCAAUGCUGAAUCACAGAAAUUCCGAUGGGUCUCUGAAUCCCAGGUUAUGAGUGUUGCUUUUAAAUUAUGCUUGGGGGUGCCAUCAAAAACUGAUUGGGUUCCUGUCACUCUGUAUGCCUGCGACUCCAAAAGCGAAUUUCAGAAAUGGGAGUGCAAGAACGACACACUUUUUGGGAUCAAGGAUGAAGAUUUAUUUUUCAACUAUGGCAACAGACAAGAAAAGAAUAUUAUGCUUUACAAGGGAUCUGGUUUAUGGAGCAGGUGGAAGAUCUAUGGAACCACAGAUGAUCUAUGCUCUAGAGGUUAUGAAGUCAUGUACACGCUGCUGGGCAAUGCAAAUGGAGCCACCUGUGCAUUUCCAUUCAAGUUUGGAAACAAGUGGUAUGCAGAUUGCACAAGUGCUGGGCGGUCCGAUGGAUGGCUCUGGUGUGGAACCACCACAGACUACGACACUGAUAAGCUCUUUGGAUUUUGUCCAUUGAAAUUUGAGGGCAGUGCAAACCUUUGGAAUAAAGAUCCAUUGACCAACGUUCUUUACCAGAUAAACUCCAAAUCUGCUUUGACUUGGCACCAGGCAAGGAAGAGCUGUCAACAACAGGAUGCUGAGCUCUUGAGUGUCACAGAGAUUCAUGAGCAAACAUACCUGACAGGAUUAACCAGUUCCUUGACUUCAGGACUCUGGAUUGGACUUAACAGUCUGAGUUUCACCACUGGUUGGCAGUGGAGUGGUGGUAGUCCCUUCCGGUAUUUGAACUGGUUACCAGGAAGCCCAUCAACUGAACCUGGAAAAAGCUGUGUGUCGCUAAAUCCUGGAAAAAAUGCUAAAUGGGAAAACUUGGAAUGUGUUCAGAAACUAGGCUAUAUAUGUAAAAAAGGCAACAAUACCUUGAAUACUUUCAUUAUUCCUUCAGAAAGUGAUGUGCCUACUAAGUGUCCUAGUCAGUGGUGGCCAUAUGCAGGCAACUGUUACAAGAUUCACAGAGAACAGAAGAAAAUCCAGAGGGACGCCUUGACUGAGUGUCGGAAGGAAGGUGGUGACCUUGCAAGUAUCCAUAGCAUUGAGGAGUUUGACUUUAUUUUCUCCCAGCUGGGAUAUGAGCCAAAUGAUGAGUUGUGGAUUGGCUUAAAUGACCUCAAGAUUCAAAUGUACUUUGAGUGGAGUGAUGGGACUCCUGUGACUUUUACCAAAUGGCUUCGUGGAGAACCAAGCCAUGAGAAUAACAGGCAGGAGGACUGUGUUGUGAUGAAAGGGAAGGAUGGGUACUGGGCAGAUAGGGCCUGUGAGCGGCCACUUGACUACAUCUGCAAGAUGAAAUCACAAACCCAAGCUCCAGAAUCAGAGGAAGUAGAAACAGGCUGCCAGAAAGGCUGGAAAAGGCAUGGCUUUUACUGCUAUUUGAUUGGACACACACUUUCAACAUUUGCAGAAGCCAACCAAACAUGCAAAAAUGAGAAAGCUUAUUUGACAACCGUUGAAGACAGAUAUGAACAAGCAUUCCUGACUAGUUUGGUUGGAUUGAGACCUGAAAAAUAUUUUUGGAUAGGACUUUCAGAUAUACAAAACAAAGGGACCUUUCAGUGGACAGUAGAGGAGGAGGUGCAGUUCACCCACUGGAAUUCAGACAUGCCAGGGCGAAAGGCGGGAUGUGUUGCCAUGAGAACAGGGCUUGCAGGGGGUUUAUGGGAUGUUCUGAAAUGUGAUGAAAAGGCAAAAUUUGUGUGCAAGCACUGGGCAGAAGGAGUAACUCGGCCACCAGAGCCCACGACAACUCCCGAGCCCAAGUGUCCGGAGGAUUGGGGCACCACCAGUAAAACAAGCUUGUGCUUCAAGCUGUUUGCAAAAGGAAAACAUGAGAAGAAGACAUGGUUUGAAUCUCGAGAUUUCUGUCGAGCUCUGGGUGGAGAACUAGCUAGCAUCAAUAAUAAAGAGGAGCAGCAAAUAAUAUGGCGAUUAAUAACGGGUAGUGGGCACUACCAUGAACUGUUUUGGUUGGGAUUGACUUAUGGAAGUCCUUCAGAGGGUUUCACCUGGAGUGAUGGUUCUCCUGUUUCAUAUGAAAACUGGGCUUAUGGAGAACCUAAUAAUUAUCAAAAUGUUGAGUACUGUGGUGAGUUGAAGGGUGAGCCUGGUAUGUCCUGGAAUGAUAUUAACUGUGAACAUCUUAACAACUGGAUCUGCCAAAUACAAAAAGGAAAAACCUUAAAACCAGAGCCAACACCGGCUCCUCAAGACAAUCCACCAGUCACUGAGGAUGGAUGGGUUAUUUACAAAGACUACCAGUAUUAUUUUAGCAAAGAGAAGGAAACCAUGGACAAUGCCCGAGCAUUCUGCAAGAGGAAUUUUGGUGAUCUUGUUUCUAUUAAAAGUGAAAGUGAAAAGAAGUUCCUAUGGAAAUAUGUUAACAGGAAUGGUGCACAGACACCAUAUUUUAUUGGUUUAUUGAUUAGCUUGGAUAAGAAGUUUACUUGGAUGGAUGGAAGUAAAGUGGAUUACGUAGCUUGGGCCACAGGUGAACCCAAUUUUGCAAAUGAGGAUGAAAACUGUGUAACCAUGUAUACAAAUUCAGGGUUUUGGAAUGACAUUAACUGUGGCUAUCCAAAUGCCUUCAUUUGCCAAAGACACAACAGCAGCAUCAAUGCCACUGUUAUGCCUACUACACCCCCGAGCCCAGGCGGCUGUAAAGAAGGUUGGAGUUUGUACAAUAACAAGUGUUUCAAAAUCUUUGGAUUUGCUGAAGAAGAAAGAAAAAAUUGGCAAGAGGCACGGAAAGCUUGCAUAGGAUUUAAAGGAAAUUUGGUAUCCAUACGCAAUGAAAAAGAGCAAGCAUUUCUUACCUAUCUUAUGAAGGACUCCACUUUCAAUGCCUGGACUGGGCUGAACGAUGUCAAUUCAGAGCACACGUUCCUUUGGACGGAUGGGCGAGGAGUUCAUUAUACAAACUGGGGGAAAGGUUACCCUGGUGGAAGAAGAAGCAGUCUUUCUUAUGAAGAUGCCGACUGUGUUGUUAUCAUUGGAGGCAAAUCGAGAGAUGCAGGGACUUGGAUGGACGACACCUGUGACAGUAAGCGAGGCUACAUAUGCCAGACUGAUUCUGACCCUUCUUUGCCUCAUUCUCCAACAACAACUCCCAAAGGUGGCUUUAUUAAAUAUGGUGAAAGCAGCUAUUCACUCAUGAAAUUGAAGUUAACAUGGCAUGACGCAGAGAAAUAUUGCAAGGAUUACAAUUCUCUAAUUUCUAGUAUUCUGGAUCCCUACAGUAAUGCAUUUGCAUGGAUGCAGAUGCAAGCUUUUAAUGUGCCUGUAUGGAUUGCCCUGAACAGUAACUUGACCAACAAUGAAUAUGUUUGGACUGAUAAAUGGAGGAUGAGGUACACUAAUUGGGCAGCUGAUGAGCCAAAGAUGAAAUCAGCAUGUGUUUACCUGGAUGUUGAUGGUUACUGGAAGACAUCAUACUGCAAUGAAAGUUUUUACUUUCUCUGCAAAAGAUCAGAUGAAAUACCUGCCACUGAACCUCCACAACUGCCUGGCAGAUGUCCGGAGUCAGAGCACUCUGCUUGGAUUCCUUUCCAUGGUCACUGCUACUAUAUUGAGUCUUCAUUUACAAGGAACUGGGGUCAAGCUUCUCUAGAGUGCCUUCGAAUGGGUUCCACUCUGGUUUCCAUUGAAAAUGCUGCCGAAUCCAGUUUUCUAUCCUAUCGUGUUGAACCUCUUAAAAGUAAAACCAAUUUUUGGAUAGGAUUGUUCAGAAAUGUUGAAGGAAUUUGGCUCUGGAUAAACAACAAUCCAGUCUCCUUUGUCAACUGGAAUACAGGCGAUCCCUCUGGUGAACGAAAUGAUUGUGUAGCUUUAGACGCAUCUUCUGGGUUUUGGAAUAAUAUUCACUGUUCUUCCUACAAAGGAUAUAUUUGUAAAAGACCAAAAAUUGUUGAUGCUGAACCUACUCAUACAUUAAUGACAACAAAAGCUGACUCAAGGAAGAUGGAACCUUCCAGACCGUCUUCCAACGUGGCAGGAGCUGUGGUCUUUGUCAUCCUCCUGAUUCUAGUGGGUGCUGGCAUUGCUGCCUAUUUCUUGUAUAAGAAAAGACGUGUGCACCUACCUCAAGAGGGCACCUUUGAAAACACUCUCUAUUUUAACAGUCGAUCGAGCCCAGGAACUAGUGAUACGAAAGAUCUCAUGAGCAACAUUGAGCAGAAUGAACACGUGGUCAUCUAGUGUCAUAAUGUGAUUUUUUUUCAUAAUGUGAUUUUGUUGUAUUUGAAUUUCAGAAAAUUGUAACUAAAGUUUUAAAUUCUUUGAUUCAAUGUGAUUGUUCCUUUUAAAAAUUAGGACUGUAUUAUAAUAGUAUGUCCUUUUUCCUUGCCUAAUUGAAGAAGUAAUUGCUAAUUUUUUCACCAAAGAAAGUUAGUAAUGUCAAUUAGCACUGUUUGAAAUAUCUUAGGUGAAUACAUAGCACUACAAUGCCACCUUUUACACAUCAUUACCGGGUAAGCAGUAUCAACUUCAUGCAGAUUAUAAGAGCUCUAGAAAUAACUAACUAAGCCUCUUGAAAUAUUUCAAGGAGCUCCCCAAAAUAUGCACCCACUAAAUUGUAAUCCAACAACUAGAAGACAAUUUUAAAAACAGUACAAAUAACCUCAGGUGAAAUAAAAAUUUAGUGGGUUUUCACUUUCACCAGUCUUGAUUUCACUCCAAUAAUUUAGAAAUGUAUUUGUCCACAUGCAGAAGAAUAAAGUGGUUGAGACUCUUGUUUCCUUAAGCCAGGCUUUACAGAUUGUUCUUUGUACUGUUAUAUGUAUAUCAGGAGGGCAAAGAUGUGAAAAAUGUAAAUUUCCUUAACUGGAUGUACUUGGAUUAUGUGAAAUAAACAUUAAAGACAAGGUCUAUUUUUAAUA
Sciurus carolinensis (gray squirrel) is the source of this 5164-nucleotide messenger RNA. RefSeq names its product mannose receptor C-type 1 (gene Mrc1). Bases 117 to 4484 code for a protein of 1455 amino acids. Lineage: Eukaryota; Metazoa; Chordata; Mammalia; Rodentia; Sciuridae. The record is from RefSeq and is a predicted model, not a curated record. The transcript is spliced from 30 exons. Gene Ontology annotation, molecular function: signaling receptor activity.